Messenger RNA from Cucumis sativus (cucumber), 2268 nucleotides. Its product is annotated as ferric reduction oxidase 2. Gene Ontology annotation, cellular component: plasma membrane. The coding region runs from base 1 to 2085 and encodes 694 amino acids. Gene Ontology annotation, molecular function: oxidoreductase activity. The record is from RefSeq and is a predicted model, not a curated record. NCBI's taxonomy places the organism in Eukaryota, Viridiplantae, Streptophyta, Magnoliopsida, Cucurbitales, Cucurbitaceae. The transcript is spliced from 7 exons.
AUGGAUAGAGAGAGGGUUUUGAGCUUAGCCAUUAGGGUUUUGGUGUUAAUCUUAUUUUUGGGGUGGAUUUUUCUUUGGGUUAUGAUGCCUACAAAUACUUAUAGAAAAAAAUGGCUUCCCAAAAUUAGAGAGAAAAGUUAUAAAUCUACUUAUUUUGGAUCAGAAGGAACUUCCCUUUUGAUGUAUACGUUUCCCAUUUUGUUCAUUGCUAUUUUGGGUUGUGUUUACAAUCAUUUGGAAAAAAAGCGAAGUGAUCCAAACGUCAAAACCAGAAAAGGAACAAAGCACCAUGGUUUGGCGAUGUGGAAGCAGCCAGCGAUCGUGAAAGGGCCACUCGGGAUCGUAUCAUGGACCGAACUAACUUUGCUGACCAUGUUCAUUAUCCUUUUAGUUUGGUCCUUCGCCACAUAUUUACACAACAGCUUCAUCACCGAGAAAAUGUGGGAAAUUAGAUUGGGAAGUGCAGGGUUUUGGUUGGGAAUCGUUGGGAAUAUUUGUUUAGUCUUUUUGUUCUUUCCCGUCGCACGAGGGUCGUCGUUACUACCGCUGCUGGGUCUCACCUCAGAGGGUUGCAUUAAGUAUCACAUAUGGCUUGGCCACAUGACAAUGGCUUUCUUCUCUGCUCAUGGCAUUUGCUUCCUUAUUUAUUGGGCUGCUACUAAUAACAUUUCUCAAAUGAUUAAAUGGGCUAAAACAGAUAUAUCAAACAUAGCCGGAGAACUAGCUUUAGUAUUUGGUCUCAUAAUGUGGGCAACAACUAUUCCUCGCAUUCGUAGAAAGUUCUUUGAACUCUUUCUUUACACUCACUAUCUCUACAUCCUAUUCAUCGUCUUCUUCAUCUUCCAUGUUGGCAUCUCCUACGCAUGUGUUAUGCUCCCUGGUUUCUACCUCUUUGUCAUUGAUCGAUACCUUCGAUUCCUCCAAUCUCGUCGUCGUGUUCGUCUACUCUCUGCUCGCCUCCUUCCCUGCCAAACGCUAGAGCUCAACUUCUCAAAGCACCCAGGAUUGAAGUACAACCCAACAAGCACAAUGUUCAUAAACAUCCCUUCCAUCUCAAAGCUCCAAUGGCAUCCAUUCACAAUCACAUCUCACAGCGAUUUAGAACCAGAAAAGCUUUCCGUUGUGAUCAAAUGCGAAGGAACGUGGUCUUCCAAGCUUUACAAAACCCUUUCAUCUUCCUCAUCAUCCGCCAUUAACGACCAUCUUCAAGUUUCCCUCGAAGGUCCAUACGGCCCUGUUUCCACUUCCUUCCUCCAAUUCGACACUCUCUUAAUGAUCAGCGGCGGCAGUGGAAUCACCCCAUUCAUUUCCAUAAUCAAACACAUAAUCCACAACUCCAGUUAUUCCCACCACAACAAAACCCCCAAACUCCUCUUAAUUUCCGCCUUCAAAACCACCGCCGAUCUAACCUUCCUCCACCUCCUCCAAACUCCCACCACUCCUCACAAUUUGCAAAUCGAAGCUUAUGUAACAAGAGAGAAAUCCCCUCAAAACGAAAACCCACAAAUCAGAUCAGUGACUUUCAAAUCCCAUAUUGAGGAGUCGGCUGCGGCGGGUAUCUUAGGGCGAAAUGGAUGGAUGUGGCUAGCAGGGGUGAUAUGUUCGUCGUUUGGGAUUUUCUUGAUCUUCAUUGGGGUUUUGAAUCGAUAUUAUAUAUACCCAAUUGAUGGGAAUACGAACGAUGUGUUUGCCUUAGGAUUGAAGUCAUUUUUGCAUAUGUUGGGGUUGUGUUUUGGGGUUUUCACGGCGGCGACGGCUGCGGUGCUUUGGAAUAAAAGAGAAACAGCGAAGGAAGAGAGGCAAAUUCAGAAUGUUGAAGGAGCUACCCCAAAUGGAUCGCCAUGUGCGAUUGGGUGUGAGAAAGAAAUAGAACUGGAGAGUGAUCCAUUUCAAGUUCUUAAUCAAUCUGUUAAUGUUCAUUAUGGUGAAAGGCCUAAUCUUCCAAGAAUGAUUGAAGAAUGCAAAGGGGAAAACAUUGGAGUUAUGGCAUCAGGUCCAAAGAAAUUGAGGCAAGAAGUUGCUGCCAUUUGUGGAUCUGCUUUACCUAAAAACCUUCAUUAUCACUCCAUCAGCUUCACUUGGUGAAUUCUUCUUACUAACCAUUUCCCAUCAAUAAUAAUUACAUCCUUAAUGCAAUUCCACAUUACAACCUUUUAUGUUUUCCUUUUCCUUUUUGGAUAUGAAGAGAUGUUGUUUGUUUGCUUUUAUCAUCUUUGUAACCCUAUUUUACUUGUAAAAAAAGUUAAUAAAUAAUGUGUUGUUCCAUAA